GCCCUAAGCAGCCGCUAAGCAGCAGUCAUGCCUUUCGUCUGGUCUUCAUCGAGUGACGGAUUGAGUGUAGGCUACUACUGCUCUGCAAUUGACUAGGAAUACUUCAAACUUCGCGUUAUCCUGGCUCGCUUGGUCUUCAUCGAUUGAGUCUACUACUCUGCAAUUGACUAGUAGUACUUAAAACUUCUUAGUUAUCCUGGCUAUAUAUACUUCGAGUUAUCCUGGCUCGCUUUAAAAAAAUUCACUGCAGCGACUAUCCCGGAAAUAACUCAGCAAGGCAAAUAUAUUUCUAUUACACCUAUACUGUGUUGGGUAUGGCUACUUCCUUGGAUUCCAUUCGUAUGCAAUCCUCCGACCUUAUUAAAAAAGAGCACCUGGACUACGGCGGCUUCGGACAAGUUCACCUAUGCUAUCACAAAACUUUGGGCCAGGUGGUACUGAAGACGGUGUACACAGGACCACCGCGCAAUGAAGCAAAAUUCAGUAAGAAGUGUUUGCUGGAAGAGGGAAGCCUGAUGACCAAACUGAACCACGAGCGUGUGGUCAAGCUGCUCGGAGUGAUCCUGGAUGAUGGGGAUUACUCCCUGGUGCUGGAGCUCAUCCCCAAGGGGAACUUGCAGGCCAUGUUGGACCAGGUUCAAGUUCCCAUGUCCAUUAAGGGCCGCAUCAUUCUGGAGAUCCUGGAGGGCAUGGAGUAUUUGUCAAGGAACCACGUCAUACACAAGGAUUUGAAACCUGAGAACAUAUUGGUGGACAGAGACUUUCACAUUAAGAUUGCAGACCUGGGCUUGGCCACUUGCCAGACUUGGAGCAGGUUGACCAAGGAGGAGUCUCGCCGGCAGAGCCGCACCAAGCCCUCAGCUGGAGUCAGGGCCGCCGGCACCCUGUGCUACAUGGCCCCCGAGCACCUGGAGAGCGUGCACACGCCGUCCACCGAGAGGUCGGACGUGUACAGCUUCAGCAUCGUCAUCUGGGUCAUCCUCACCCGCCAGGAGCCCUACGAGAAUGCCAGGAGUGAGGACCAGAUCUGCCAGUGCGUCCGGCGGGGUGACCGCCCCGACGAGGGUUUCAUUCCACCCGACACCCUCCCCGAGAUGACAGAUCUGAUGAGGAGAGGCUGGAGUCAGGAUCCACGGGACAGGCCGACGUUUAAAGAGGGAUACACAUCCUUCCUACCAGUCUACCGAGAGAAGCUGGAGCCUGAUGUAGAAAUAGAUUCUUUGGCUCUAAGGGAGUCGUACGAAGGGCCUGAGGAUCUCCUUGAGAUGAUGAAGUCCUUCUCGUUGCCUCCAGACAGUGUGACGGCAGCAGACCUGCCGGGCCGCUUGAUGAGCUCAGACGUCAGGUCCCCAGUGGAGGCCAGCAUCGAGGACCUCAAAGAGUUCUCCCUCCAGACCGACGCCAGGACCCCCAGCCUCACCAGCCCUCCCUUCAGCCCUGGCCAGGUGGGAGAAUGGCCCCAGAAGAGGGCCAACUGGGGAACAGACCAGCCGGACUCCAGCCCGCUGUCUCCCGCCGGCUACGCCCCAGCCACGCCCCCUCAGAGGCUGAUGUCCCAGGAGCACCCAGAUCGGGGCUGGCAUUGUCCAGGCUCCACUGUCCAUUCGUGGGGCAAAGCCGAGCCUGUCCAGCCCAACAGCCAGGAGGAGCCAUCCCCUCACCCUGUCUUUCCUUCCUCCAGACUCUACAGCAGUCUACUGUCCAAUCCCACCCCAGAGCCCUUCAGCAACCCCUGCCAGUACAACUCACAGCAUUCCUGGCCCCUUGAGAACCAGAACUCCGGCAAGAGUGCACCCUUACUCGAUACAGGAAGCAUGUACAUCAACAACGCCAGUUGUAUCCAGAUUGGCAACAACAACAGUCUAAAGACCCACAGUCCUGCAAGCUUACAGUCCAACGGCAGUACCACCUUGUUUCUCAAAGAAGCCAUUCAGAAGUACGAGGACCACGCAGUGACGGAGAAGCACCUGGACCUGCUGAGAGACCACAUCGGGGCCAAGUGGAAGCAGUGCGCCCGGCGCCUGGGCCUGAGCGACGUGGAGCUGGAGGAAAUUGACCACGACUACGACCGCGACGGCCUGUCGGAGAAGGUGCACCAGAUGCUGGUCCGCUGGUCGAUGAAGGAGGGCAGCGUGGGCUGCACGCUGGGACGCCUCUGCAAGGCCCUGGACAACAUCGUCAAGGUGGAUCUGCUGCAGAGGCUGGUGGACGUGUGCACCAGCGAGCCCUAGAUAGGAGAGGGAGGCUGGUCCAGGCCAGCGGAUAGCCCAGGUAAGGGGCUAGCCGGGGUCUGAGAACUCCCUCUGUGAUCUUUUGACUGCCUUCUCGUUGUCGUGUUUUGCUCUUCGACAAUGUUGGGAAAAAUAUAGUAUACCGUAUGUAUGUGGCUCCAGCAGGUUAAUGAAAUUAUCAAAACUUUAUUAUCUUACUUUUUCCAUGUCUGACCAUUUUACAUUACAGUGAGCCUAACCGGGAAAGGUGCUGAAAACAGGGCUUUAUCAAAAAUAAUAAUUUCCCUCACUGAUAGGUAUUCGUCCUGUGCUUCUAUGUUGUCUUUGGACAGGAAAUCGCCCAGAGACUAUGUUAUACAUGGAACAGACUGGAGUUAUGCUUAUUGUGCAAACAAUGACAAUGUUUGAUUGUCUUUUGAGAAUUCCAAAUCUUGUUGAUGUUGUUUGACCUUGUGGAGGGAAAGUGGAUUCUACAAUUUCCACGUUAUCCUCUCUUAGGGAGCAGAUGGCUGAGCGGUGAGGGAGUCGGGCUAGUAAUCAGAAGGUUGCCGGAUCGAUUCCCCGCCGCGCCACAUGAUGUUGUGUCCUUGGGCAAGGCACUUCACCCUACUUGCCUCGGGGAAUGUCCCUGUACUUACUGUAAGUCGCUCUGGAUAAGAGCGUCUGCCAAAUGACUAAAUGUAAAUGUUACAGGUGGCAUCAAUGGUGUUUCAUAGAAUUGGCACAAAAUGCGGUAUAUCCGGCUUAGUGUAAUAAGUCAACAAAAAAAGGUGAACAAUAUAUUGUUGCUGUGUCCUUAUUUCUCCUUUGGGGGGCAGCAAAUGUCUAUGUUUUUUUGCUGUCAUUUUCAUUCUAUUAUCAGAAGUUUUCUAUUGGACUUAGUUUCAUCAAAGAGCUCCAGAUAGUUUUCCCUGUAGCUUCAAAAUUGAAAUAGUUUCUUCCAUGCAUGAUAUUUGUUCCAGUGUAUAGAACAAAAGAAACACAAAUGUGUAAGAAUUUAGAAGCAAUUGCCUGUUUGACAGAUAAAGUAUCCUAUUAAUGGGCCUCUAUCAUUGAAACCACUGUCUCGAGGCCAAACAUAAUUAAUUGUCACAGUGUGGAAGUGAUGAAUCCUAGCACUUAGACACAUGCACCGUUAUCUCAUUGGCUUCCUAUGCAUACUAUAACAAUGUUAUGAAUUUGACAUGAUUGGAUGUUUAUUUGCAUGUUCUUUGUGUGUGUGUGUGUGCGCGCGUGUGUGUGUGUGUGCAGUAUGUAAAAUGAGAGAAGGGCUCAGAAGCUUUUGACUACAGGCAUUUUUUAUUAAAGUUGUCAGAUAAAUAA
Messenger RNA from Hypomesus transpacificus, 3554 nucleotides. RefSeq names its product receptor (TNFRSF)-interacting serine-threonine kinase 1, like (gene ripk1l). Gene Ontology annotation, biological process: protein phosphorylation; signal transduction. The transcript is spliced from 11 exons. The record is from RefSeq and is a predicted model, not a curated record. Bases 315 to 2231 code for a protein of 638 amino acids. NCBI's taxonomy places the organism in Eukaryota, Metazoa, Chordata, Actinopteri, Osmeriformes, Osmeridae. Gene Ontology annotation, molecular function: protein binding; JUN kinase kinase kinase activity; ATP binding.